AUGUUUGUUUACUUCCCUGUUGGUGCGUUUCUCAAGAUAAUCGUGGCGUGGCGUGGGGGAGCCGGGCGAGGCGUGGGGAGCCGGGCGAGGCGUGGGGGAGGCGGGCGAGGCGUGGGGAGCGGGGAGGCGUGGGAGGCGGGAUGGGGGGAGCCGGGCGAGGCGGGAUGUGGGAGCGGAUGUGGGCGAGGCGUGGGGGGGGGAUGUGGGGAUGUGGGCGAGGCGGAUGUGGGGGAGCGGGGAUGUGGGGGAGGCGGGAUGUGGGGGAGGCGGGAUGUGGGGGAGCCGGGCGAGGCGGGAUGUGGGGAGGCGGGAUGUGGGGGAGCCGGGCGAGGCGGGAUGUGGAGGAGCCCGGGGGAGAACGUGGGGGAGCCCGGGGAGCCGGGCGAAAAAACUCUGAAGCUUUCCAAUAUUGUGGUGUCACAUUCUAUGCCGGACUGA
This is a messenger RNA of Salvelinus sp. IW2-2015, 438 nucleotides long. Lineage: Eukaryota; Metazoa; Chordata; Actinopteri; Salmoniformes; Salmonidae. The record is from RefSeq and is a predicted model, not a curated record.